This is a messenger RNA of Anopheles coluzzii, 1991 nucleotides long. RefSeq names its product serine proteinase stubble-like. Lineage: Eukaryota; Metazoa; Arthropoda; Insecta; Diptera; Culicidae. Gene Ontology annotation, molecular function: serine-type endopeptidase activity. Gene Ontology annotation, biological process: proteolysis. The record is from RefSeq and is a predicted model, not a curated record. The transcript has 2 exons. The coding region runs from base 82 to 1908 and encodes 608 amino acids.
GGGUUGGUAAAACCCACAACCCAAUGCCAGCAAGGAGAACAAUUCAUCAAUCUGUCCCGCUUCAGUGUAUUCUCAAGCAUAAUGAGGGAAAGGUGGUGUUUCGCAGUGGAUCGGUUCGUUUUGGUUGCGCUAGUAGCGGGAUGUUUGCUGGUAGCGGUCGCUGCACAGGCAGACUACAUCCAACAAGAGCAAUGUGUUACCGCCAGCAGCAGGGCAGGCUACUGUAGGACGAAGGCAGAAUGUCCCGAUCAGGAGCAAGUGGAUCUACGGGCGGCAACUUGCAGCGAUGCUACGCAUUACUGUUGUCCGGACCGGAGCGAGCAGCUGCCGUCGAGGAACAGACCGAAGCUGCUCACCCAGUGCGACAGUAACAGAGGGUACUGCGUAAAAGGUGACGCGUGCAGCGUGCGUACCUUCCGCCUGCGUUCGAACAGAUGUCCUGCGUACGAGGAGGUUUGCUGUCCGAAAAGUGCCUUUCCGGAGGAGUUUCACGCGACGCAGGUAGCGAAACACGACCUAUCGAUAGGUGCGACAACCAGUACUACUUCUACUACGACUACUACUACGACUACAACAACAACUACUACUACUACCACUACUACUACUACUACUCCAAAUCCUGUUGGUGAAUCAGAUCAAAUCUUGGAGAUACAAGCAAGCACUACACCCGUGUCGGCUACUACUGCAAAUUCAUUGGGAACAUCACUCGAUGCAAAGAGCAGUGAAGGCACUGGAGCCUCCGAACCUACUAAACUCCCGAUUCCCCUUCGUCCGAUCACUCCCGAUCAACAGACGGUGGAGUCUACCGAUGUGAACAAUGCCACCGAUUCUAUCGAGAAAUCGGCAAAACCCACUACCAACACCUCGGAUGCGCAACUCGAACUCACCUCAUCUUCCGAAUCCAACGACAUCGUUACAUCAAUAAUCGAUACUGCGUUAGUGGAUGAUAAUUCUCUGCAAGAAACGGACACAACCACCUUCCCUGUCAUACCACCAAACGCCGCCGACCCACCGCAAACUACUGCCCUAAUGGGUCAAUUCACCCCGGAAAGCUUCUCCUACCAGGAAUGCGGCCAGCUCAAUCUGAACGGUGUCGUGGAACGUAUGAUCAAUGAAGAUUUUCGUGCAGAAUAUGGCGAGUUCCCGUGGAUGGUGGCACUGUUCCAGCUGCCGGAGCAGCGCUACUGCUGCAAUGGGGCACUGAUCGACCCGAAAGCCAUCCUAACAACGGCACACUGUGUGACGAACUGUGGUGUCCGUGCGGCCAACAUUAUGGUACGGUUCGGUGAGUGGAACAUGAGCUCGACGCAUGAAAUGGCAAUUCCACGUGAGGAUAUUGGAGUGAAAAGCGUUCACCAACAUCCCCGGUACAGCCCUUCUGCCCUUCUUAACAACAUUGCCGUGCUGGAGCUAGCCCAUCCGGUACAAUAUCAAGCGACGAUACAACCAGUGUGUCUGCCGUCGACCAACCAACCGCUUCGGGCGAUGGAGAACAUGAUCGCCACAGGCUGGGGCAGAGUGAUGGAAGAGAACGCACCACUGACGCAGAUAUUGAAACGGCUCGAUCUACAGCGCAUGGAACCGAGCAUUUGUCGGGAGGCGCUGAGACGGGUGCGACGACCGUAUCCCUUCAUACUGGACAGCAGCUUCGUAUGCAGCACCACCAAUCAUGGCGAUCAGGAAAGACCUUGUGAUGGAGAUGCCGGUGCUCCGGUUGUGGUGGAACUACCCGGCACGACCAAUCGAUACUACCUGCACGGGUUGGUAUCGUGGGGAUAUGGUUGCCAUCAGAAGCAGAUACCUUAUACUGUGCUGACAAAGGUGGUCCAUUUCCGAGAGUGGAUCGAUCGUAUCGUUUCAGGCUUUAAAAAGAAGGUCAAAAAGGGACACUCCAAACAGCGUGAGUAGUGUCGUUCUCGUGAUGGUGGAACAUUCUUUCCAAGUUAUUUGUGCUCAACUUCAAUAAAAACGUACAACAUUUUCCAAAAACA